Morus notabilis is the source of this 3324-nucleotide messenger RNA. RefSeq names its product puromycin-sensitive aminopeptidase. Gene Ontology annotation, biological process: proteolysis. Gene Ontology annotation, molecular function: metallopeptidase activity; zinc ion binding. The coding region runs from base 122 to 3064 and encodes 980 amino acids. Gene Ontology annotation, cellular component: chloroplast. The transcript has 32 exons. Lineage: Eukaryota; Viridiplantae; Streptophyta; Magnoliopsida; Rosales; Moraceae. The record is from RefSeq and is a predicted model, not a curated record.
AUUAGUAGUACCGCCAUUUCUGAGCUCAGUUUCCGAGUAGGGUUUUUGGAGGGUCCCGAUUUUGUUGGAUUUUCUGGGGUUUUGGAAUUCUGGAGGCUUUUCUAGGAUUUGAGUUGGAAUUAUGGCUCGUUUGGUUCUUCCGUACAAGAGUUCGGGUUUUUUGAGGACGAGUUUUUUGGGCUUAAUCUCAUCCGCGCCUCUUCAGCCAACGUGCUGUGUUGGUUUCGAGAAUUCGGCAAAAACUAUCGGUAAAUACCGGCGUUUUCUUUCUUCGGAGCUCACGUGCCGAAGGCAUUUUCGUUUUUCAUACCCUUCACUGUCUAGGGCUAAGCACGUGAGCAGGAGGCUAAUCUGUUCGGUUUCCACAGAAACCUCGCCCAAGCAAGUUGACGAGUCAAAAAUGGAUGUACCAAAAGAGAUAUUCUUGAAGGACUACAAGAAGCCUGAUUAUUACUUUGACACGGUGGAUUUGAGAUUUUCUUUGGGUGAGGAGAGAACGAUCGUUAGUUCAAAGAUAUCUGUUUCCCCGAGAGUUGAAGGUUCUUCUUCUCCAUUGGUGUUGAAUGGCCAAGAUAUGAAGUUACUUUCACUCCGGGUCAAUGGCCAAGAACUCAAGGAGGGUGAUUACCGUUUGGAUUCUCGCCAUCUGACACUUCCUUCGCCUCCCACUGGUGUAUUUACCUUGGAAAUCCUUACGGAGAUAUAUCCUCAGAAGAAUACAUCACUAGAGGGGCUUUACAAGUCAUCAGGGAAUUUUUGCACACAGUGUGAAGCUGAGGGCUUCCGUAAAAUUACUUAUUAUCAGGACCGCCCUGACAUAAUGGCAAAAUACACAUGCUACAUAGAAGCUGACAAAUCACUGUACCCUGUCUUGUUGUCUAAUGGAAAUCUUGUGGAGCAGGGAGACUUGGAGGGUGGAAAACAUUUUGCCCUUUGGGAAGAUCCCUUUAAGAAACCUUGUUACUUGUUUGCCUUGGUUGCUGGGCAGUUGGAGAGCAGAGAUGACACAUUUGUUACUCGCUCAGGUAGGAAGGUGUUGCUGAGGAUCUGGACCCCAGCGCCGGACGUUCCAAAGACUGCACAUGCAAUGUAUUCGCUUAAGGCCGCAAUGAAAUGGGAUGAGGAUGUUUUCGGUCUUGAAUAUGACCUCGAUCUUUUCAAUGUUGUAGCUGUACCUGAUUUUAACAUGGGAGCUAUGGAGAACAAGAGUUUGAAUAUCUUCAAUUCCAAACUCGUGUUGGCAUCUCCUGAAACUGCUUCAGAUGCAGAUUAUGCUGCAAUUUUGGGAGUUAUAGGGCAUGAGUAUUUCCACAACUGGACUGGCAACAGAGUAACAUGUCGUGAUUGGUUCCAGCUCAGCCUAAAGGAAGGUCUGACCGUCUUCCGUGAUCAGGAAUUUUCAUCUGACAUGGGCAGCCGAACUGUGAAGCGGAUUGCUGAUGUUAUGAGGCUUAGAAACUAUCAAUUUCCACAGGAUUCUGGUCCCAUGGCUCAUCCUGUACGGCCACAUUCAUACAUUAAGAUGGAUAACUUCUACACAGUGACGGUGUAUGAAAAGGGAGCUGAAGUUGUCAGGAUGUACAAAACUUUACUGGGGAGCCAAGGGUUCCGAAAAGGCAUGGAUGUUUAUUUCCAGAGACAUGAUGGGCAAGCUGUAACCUGUGAAGAUUUUUACGCUGCCAUGCGUGAUGCCAAUGAUGCAGAUUUUGCUAAUUUCCUACUUUGGUACUCGCAAGCUGGCACCCCUCUUGUUAAAGUUACAUCAUUUUACAACCCCGAAGCUCGUACUUUCUCUUUGAAGUUCAGUCAAGAGGUACCUCCAACUCCUGGGCAGCCAGUUAAGGAACCCACGUUCAUUCCUGUGGCAUUGGGUUUGCUGGAUUCAACAGGCAAGGACAUGCCUCUAUCCUCUGUGUAUCAUGAUGGGAAAUUUCAAACUAUCUCAAGCAACAAUGAACCGGUUUACAGUACGGUUCUUCGAGUAACCAAGAAAGAAGAAGAGUUUGUGUUCUCUGAUAUAGCUGAGCGUCCAAUUCCAUCUCUAUUACGGGGAUAUAGCGCUCCUAUUCGUCUAGAUUCUGAUCUCACUGAUAGUGAUCUGUUUUUCCUCCUUGCUCAUGAUUCAGAUGAAUUUAAUCGUUGGGAGGCCGGACAAGUGCUGGCACGGAAGCUGAUGCUCAGCUUGGUUGCUGAUAUUCAACAGAACAAACCGUUGGUGCUUAACCCCCAAUUUCUGCAUGGGCUAAAAAGCAUACUGACUGACCCAAGCUUGGAUAAAGAAUUCAUUGCAAAGGCAAUAACUAUGCCUGGUGAAGGGGAAAUAAUGGACAUGAUGGAAGUUGCAGAUCCCGAUGCUGUUUAUGCUGUUCGUUCUUUUAUCAGGAAGCAGCUUGCUCAUGAACUAAAAGAAGAGCUUCUUAGCACAGUUGCAAACAAUAGGAGCUCGGAAGAGUAUAAGUUCAACCAUCCUAAUAUGGCGAGGCGUGCCCUGAAGAAUAUUGCUCUUGCAUAUCUGGCAUCCCUUGAAGAUCCAGAGUCUACUGAGCUUGCCCUGCAUGAAUAUAAGUCAGCCACAAAUAUGACUGAACAAUUUGCAGCUUUGGCAGCCAUAGCACAAAACCCCGGUAAAGCUCGUGAUGAUGUUCUGGCUGACUUCUAUAACAAGUGGCAGCAUGACUAUUUGGUUGUAAAUAAAUGGUUUGCACUCCAAGCCAUGUCUGACAUUCCUGGCAAUGUUGAGAAUGUUCGGACCCUCUUAAACCACCCAGCAUUUGACCUCCGUAAUCCGAACAAGGUAUACUCGCUCAUUGGAGGUUUCUGUGGGUCUCCUGUGAAUUUCCAUGCAAAGAACGGCUCAGGCUACAGAUUGUUGGGAGAAAUCGUUUUGCAACUAGACAAACUUAACCCUCAGGUGGCAUCCCGCAUGGUGUCAGCCUUCUCAAGGUGGAGGCGUUAUGAUGAAACCCGGCAAAAUCACGCCAAGGCACAGCUGGAGAAGAUCAUGUCCACCAAUGGAUUAUCAGAAAACGUGUUUGAGAUUGCCUCGAAAAGCUUAGCUGCUUAAGUCAAAAAUAUAUUUUGGGAUGGGAACUUCAUACAGUGUAUCAGCCACAAGUUUCGGCUCAGAGAAAUAGCCAUUUUCUGGCUCCUUAUGCAGCAUCAUCUCCUUGGUGUAAUAUGCUCUGCUAUCUACAUGCCUGCCAAUCCAUAGAAUUGCAUGUUUGCCAUAAAUUGGUGUACUUUUUUCUGGUUUCUUAGAAACAUGUUAAAGCGCUUUGCUGGCGUACUUUCCUUUUAAUAAAUUAUUAAAAAGCUUUCCAUUUC